GACUGGAUCGAGUCGCUGGGGAUGACGGCGCCGAGCCGUGGGGAGAGCGCGGGGCCGCCGCCCAGCACAAAGCCGGUGCAUGAAAAAGCAGCUUCCCUGAAGAGCUCUGAGCUCAUGCACAGCCAGGAGAAACUGGAGGCGUCUCAUAAGGAGAAGAGCUUGGAUGCCCUGGAUGGCAGUUUGCAUCUGAAUGAAGCUCUGAAGGAUGAAGAAAUAAAGAAAUGUCUCAGAGAAGCGACACCAAAUAAAUACAACUCGCAGUACCACAAGCUGUUCAAGGACAUCCCCACGGAGGAGAGUGUCUUGAAAGUCUGCUCCUGUGCGCUCCAGAGAGACAUCCUCAUCCAGGGGCGGCUCUAUAUCUCCCCCAACUGGCUCUGCUUCUAUGCAAACCUCUUCGGGAAGGACAUCAAGGUGGUUAUCCCAGUGGUCUCGGUUCAAUUGAUAAAAAAGCACAAAACGGCCCGGCUGCUGCCCAAUGGGCUGGCUAUCACCACCAAUGCCAGCAGAAAGUACAUCUUUGUGUCCUUGAUCUCUCGAGACAGCGUGUACGAUGUGCUGAGGAGAGUCUGCACGCACCUACAGGUUUCAAGUAAGAAGAGUUUGAGUUUGAAAGAAUUCACAGAGGAACCUGAUUCCGUAUCCCUGGAGGUGAUUGUCCCAGAAGUGAAGUGGAGGAAGGUUUCCCCAGCAUCUCUCUCCCUAUCUCUCCCGGAUGCAGACUACCAGUGCAUCCACCGAGCGUCCAUCAGCAGCCUCAGCACCAAGGAGAGCUCUUUUAAUUCCAAGGAGCCCCUGGUAUCAGAAAGUGCAAUAAAUACAGAAGAGGAGGAAUUGGAGGAGGAACCAAACUAUGUAACAGAGCUGAGACCGUCUGAUUAUCAGCUCUUGAAAAUCUUCAUUGUACUGAUCUGCCUCCUGGUUGUGUCCUCGUCAUAUCUGGCAUUCCGGAUCUUCCGUCUGGAGCAGCAGCUCUGCUCUCUGAAUCGGGACUACCUCUCACGCGGGCACCGGAGGUGACCAUCGCCCCAGAGCUGUGGCUCAUGAUGGACUUUGACAGGAAAAUAGCAUUUUGUGUACAGAACUCCAGGGCGUCCUACUGGUGAGCGUGUCUGCAAUAUCGAGAGAGUCUGAAUCCAGGAUUGCUCACUCCUUUAUUCCGUGUUAUUUCUGGCUCGUGACACCUCCUUUUGCAAUUGCAAAACCCCACAUCCCUCCCUCCCUUGGCCCGUCAUGCUAUGGGAUUGGACUGGAGCCCAGCAGGCCAUCCAUGCAGUCACUUCUUCCAAGCGAUAGCCACCUCUUUGUACAAAACCCGCUGCCAAGCAUUGACUGUUUAUCAGAGUCUUGGGUGCAGCUUCGUUGGACGGCGGAUCGAGCUGCAUCUCCAGCUGGAUUCUGAGAGCAAGUAAGAACAGUUAGUAGCUCGAUGGUCCAGGAAUCGUUUCUGUUGAGCAUAGGAGGUGUCACAGCAGCAUGCAAUCUGCUGCGCCCUUGAUCAGCACACUUAGGACCAAAUACUGUUGUUCUUCUACCAGCAGAGACUCCUGCUCAAGCAGGGACAGACUGUCAAUAUAGCCUGAGCUGUUGCCAGCAGGACUCCCCUUCUUUUCAAUUGGCCAGGGCCUGGUGCUAGUGAAACCACAUGUUCUUCCAGGGGCCUUGGCUUUGGCCCAGAUACACGGUGCCCGGAGCCAAAUCACCAUGAUAGCGGGAGACUCUAGCACAAUGACACCAGCAUUGGGCCAUCGUCGCAUUCAUCGGACGGUGGCACAACAGAUUACAGGUGACCGGGCCUUUCUGGUGUGACACUGCUGGGCCCACUCCUAGGACGACUCAGUGUUCAAGUUACCACCAUUUUUAUUCCUAAUUCUGUUCUGUUUUCUUUUUCAAGGACAACCGUGGACCUCAGUUAAGUGAGAAGCCCUGGUAGCAGAGACUAACCCUCCCUACGGAGCUCAGGAUGGGGGACACAGCUGGGGCAUGUUCUGUUCUCCCAGAACACACAUCCCACACUCAGCUAGUUCUCCUCAGGACGGAUUUCCUCUUGCCCUUCGGGGUUUCCACAUUACCCUUCCACACUGGGCCUUGGCCUAGCCGGGUCCCAAAUGCAUCUUUGCUUAGGUGCCAGUGUUCAUACUCAGGCAAUAGCUCAGUUACAGUAGUUGUCAUAACUUUCAGUGUAAAAAUUACAGCUCCAGUGAGAUGCCAGACAGGUUCGAGGCCUCUUGGCCUGAUACCUGCUGAAGUCAGGUUCUUCAGGUGGCAAUAGCAGACUGUUAGUUGUGGGGAUUCUUGUGUAACUCACAUCCCCUGUGAGGCUAGUGUGCGCAGCAUAGAUCAUGCUUAACCGUCCCACAUCCCUUCCAAAACGUACCACGGUCCCUGUGCCAGCGUUCCUUCAGGGCAGAAGAGGUGAAAAUAAAGGGAUGAGGUGGUUCGCUAACCCCAAAGCCCAGCCCCACCCAGCGCUAUGCAGAGUACGUGCCAUACUGUAAUAAUACUCUGCUGCACUGGGCAAUCCAGGGAAAGGGCAGCCCGCCCAUCUGCAAGCAGAUGCAAAGCAAGGCCGACCUGCAUGGGGUAGAGUUUGGCAGUGGGGAGAUGAACGGGCUAGAAUUAGACCCCUCAUUCGGCUCCUUGAGGAGGCCAGAGGGACAGUUUAGAACAAGAUUCAGGAAGGCUCUGUUUGAAAGGCAUCUGCACUUUAAGGGAAAUACAGAGACUGGCCAGGAACCAGCAGUGUUGAGUCCAAACUUGGAAUGAUGGUUGUCUGAUGGCAGUGCCAGGCAUGCUGUGUUCUCCACAUGGGGCUCCUCAGCACCCCAAGUUUCUAACCACAGGAGAGGGCUGUAUUGGAGCACCCCCAAAGAAGAGUCAAGAGGUGGGCCUGGAGCUGGCCUUUGGGUGGUGGGUUUGUAGUAGGAUGUAGCCCUGCUGCGAUCAGGAGCCAGCGAACACCUUAGAGAGGGCAGGAGGAAUAGCUGUGUCUGUGUUCCCUCAGAAGCUCUGUGUCGUCAGUAUCUAAAUGAAACUUCCAGUGCUCUGUGGCCUGACGCUGGGGAGUGCAGGGACUGAGCAAAAACCCUGCUGUACAUGGGGGACAAUGGAGCUGUGGGGGAUGGGAUGGGAGGCAUGAGUGCAAUGCUAGAAGAGGCUGAGCUCAUAAAUAUUCAAAAGCCUGGCUGGGCUGCUGCAUAUUAGGAGUCCGGCCUGUUUAGCGUUCUAGAAGCACCUCUCGUACAGCCACUGUAACCAUGCACUUUAGGAGCCUGAUCCAAAGUCAAUGGAAAGACUCGCAUUGACUCCAGCGGGCUUUGGAUCAGCCCCUCAUUCCCCUCACGCUGAAUAAAGCUGUCUCUGCAUCGCUUGCGUGUGUGAAGCGCUUUAGGAUCACGUGGAACGAAAGGUGGGAGACAGACACAAUAUGGUGCAAGCAGCACCAGGACGCAGCACUCCCCUCACACCAGCAAGCAGCUCGUAUAACUCUGGCGUCAGGAUGCCUGUGAUUCCCUCAGUGAGUCAUUCCAGAAGGGAUGCGCCCAGCAGUUCUGAGUAGGCUGCUGGAGAGUGGCCAUGUUGCCACCAAGGUGGCUGCCUGUUACUCACCAAUCCCCACUUCUCCAGUGUGUGUGUGUGCAUCAGGCAUCCGCUCUUUGGGUUGAUUGUGUUUGAAAGCACUGCUAAACCGAAGUGCCAUGUCCCCUGUGAGCUCUGCAGGGAGCAGCGUCCUGCCUCAGCUGUCCGUCCCCCCCCCCUUCCUGCCCUGGCAGCCGAUCUCACAGGGGAGAGGAGUACAGCUAGCAAGGAGGAUGUGUGGAUUGGCCGCAGUGCCACAAAGUGCCAGGAAAUGCUUUAUGCCAGGGAUCAUUUCGGGAGUGGGAGGUCUGACUCACUGUCUUGCACAAAUGACAGCUCAGUUUUUCAGAGUUCAAAUCUCUUUCAGUGUUUAACAAAAAAAACAACCCUCCAGUCACAUUAACACACGCUCCUGGGGAUGAGGUCCCAGCGAGCAGUGGGGUGUGGGCUCGCUUUGCAGAUAGCGCUCCGCUCCUCCAUUGCUGGAAGUGUUUGUCUGCGGAUUGGCCAUCAAAACUGCUCUUGCACAUUUGCUUGGGUCAGGACUGCUCCCGGCUUUCACCCUGUCCCCUAUAAACAUAUGACAUCAGAACCCCUGCAGCUGGCAGAGAUGCACAUUGACUGUGUCAGCCACAGCUCUUGAACUGCUGUGGUAGUGCUGGCAGCUUCCUGCCAGCAGCAGGAUGCCUGGGAGAGAGACAGAGCUGCAGUGGGUGUAGCCACGUCUGCUGUAUUGCAUGGUGCCGUCCAGGGAGGAGUACUGUGAUGCUGACUCCUGCUUCAAAGCACAGCACUUACAGAGCUGCGGAGGGGGCUCUGCAGGCGGUGGCAGGACUUGCAGAAAAAGAACGACACACUCCAUGGCCUAACUCUGUGUGUCUGGGCUGAGCUCAUUCAACUGCCAUUAACCUCAUCGCCGCUGCAAGGUCAGCAGCUGCUUUUGCUCCAUUGCCAUCAGCUCCAGGGCUAAGCAGGGCUCCUGCAGCAGGAUUUGAACACUCCCUUCUGGAGGAAUAGGACCAUAUGAUGAGCUUAUUGAAGACUUGGGACCUGUUUGAGUAGCACACUCAUCCCAGGACCUUUGUUAGAGGAGGGCAGCGCAGCGCAGAACUAGGGGUGCCAUCGUGUGUUCCUAUCACAGCUAGCUGGGGCUGGGAAUCCACUCGUCACUGCACAGAGAAGGUUUCUAAGCACUAGCGUUUGGGAGUAACCGAAGAUUCGGGAGCUCUCCUGAUCCCCCUCCCAUUGCAGCUGUUUUCCACUGAAACCACACUCCUUGCCAUAGUCUGUAGGCACUUUCCAGUUGGGCAUUAAGCAAUGUGACUACGCAUCUCUCCCAUGUUUGUUCUCUUAUCCUCACCCCAGAGGGAGUAGCACGUGCAGGGGAGUGUCUUGUUUUGGUAAGGGUGAUUUUAAUCUUAUUUUUAUUAAAUAAAUACACCAGUUGCAGAAUGGAGGUCAAAGAAACGCACCUUGCACUUCGAGCAGAAAGUGGUGAGGUUUGUGGUAGCCCUUAGUUCCUGGCCAGGGGAGUUCAUUGCACAGGCUCAGACUGCCCCUGGAGAAAGGUCUGUCUCCCUCACAGAUGAGCUUUACUCUUUUUAUUGUUCCAUUGUGACAGAGGAAAAAAGUUGUCGACAAGGUCUUCAUCCCAGUCCGACCUUCAUCCCUUAAAUGAUCUUUUAGGUACCCUGGCACAGGCCGUCGAAUGCUUUGAGGAUAAGGACUGAGCCUUGAAUUUGAGUGGAAAUGCUAGGGGAAGCCAGCGUAGAGAGUAGAGGACUGGUGCUCAUGGCAGGCUGCGGUGU
Molecule: messenger RNA, 5387 nt
Organism: Trachemys scripta elegans
Lineage: Eukaryota; Metazoa; Chordata; Testudines; Emydidae
Gene: GRAMD2A
Product: GRAM domain containing 2A
Exons: 12
Coding region: 22-1020 (332 amino acids)
Biological process (GO): regulation of store-operated calcium entry
Cellular component (GO): organelle membrane contact site; extrinsic component of cytoplasmic side of plasma membrane; endoplasmic reticulum membrane
Molecular function (GO): phosphatidylinositol-4,5-bisphosphate binding
Source: RefSeq, a predicted model, not a curated record